AAUUAAAAAAAAUAAAAAUUUAAAUAAAUGAUCUCUUUCUCUCUCUUCUGAGUUCGCUUCUUCAUAAUCUGGGUUGUGGGCUAUUGGGGGCAAAUGCACAGGACACAGAGCGCAACCCAACUGGCGGAUAUGGGGAAGCAAGCUGCCGCCGGCGGCGCCGGCGGCGGGAGACUGAUCUCGGAGAUCAAGACGGUCUUCUCACUGCUCCGGUCCAGGAAAACCACUGCUUUCGCCUACGCCUUCGUGCUGGCCUUCAUCGCUUUCACUGUCUUCUUAGCUUUCGCCCCUUCUCCCAACUCUUCCUCGCCGUGGUUCAUCAACAUCUUCACCACUUCCAGCACUACCAACUCCACCUCGUCAUCACCUUCCCCCGUUUUCUCCGACGAGGCCUACAGAUCUCAUUUCUCUUCCAUUUUCGCCUACUUUUUCCCCAAUUCUUCCCAGCAAGUCCGCAGCUCCGCCCCUCCUCCGUCGCCGAUCAACGCCGCCGGAUCCCGAAACGGCGCCGUUCGGCAAUCAAACCAGACGCAGAGUGGGGAUAUUCGUCCCAAAGAUGGAGUUUUUAAGGCCAACCAGAGCAAUUCAGCAGUUCAGCAAUCGGCUGCUUCGAACCAGACUAGGAGUGAAGAUUUUCACGCCAAUCAGAGCAGUUCUACAGUUCAGCAGUCGGCAGCUUUGAACCAGACUCGGAGUGAAGAUUUUCACGCCAAUCAGAGCAAUUCUACGGUUCAACAGUCAGCUGCUUUGAACCAGACUCGGAGUGAAGAUUUUCAUGCCAAUCAGAGCAAUUCUACGGUUCAACAGUCGGCUGCUUUGAACCAGACUCGGAGUGAUGAUUUUCAUCAUGAAGUUGGAGCCUUUAAGGCCAAUCAGAGCAAUUCAGUUCCAAAGCCUCCACCCGAUGGGAAAAACAUUACUGGGUCCGCAGAGAAAGGGAUUUCUCAGAAUGGGGUUGUUUCGAACCUCAGUUCCUUGUUGAAGAAAGAGAAGAAUGGCACCACCGGUGGGUUCCCAAAUCUUCAAAAGAGUAAGGAUUUGGCGGAGUCCCUGAUGAACUGUGAUCUGUUCGAUGGGGAAUGGGUUAGAGAUGAUUCGUAUCCGCUGUACAAACCAGGGUCGUGUUCACUGAUCGAUGAGCAGUUCAAUUGUUUUCUGAAUGGAAGGCCUGACAAUGGCUACUAUAAACUCAAAUGGAAGCCCAGGCGUUGCAGCCUUCCCAGGUUGAAUGGGAAUCACAUGUUGGAAUUGUUGAGAGGAAAGAGGCUGGUAUUUGUUGGGGAUUCUCUCAAUCGGAAUAUGUGGGAAUCUCUGGUUUGCAUUCUUCGGAACUCUGUGAAAGAUCAUAGCAAAGUGUAUGAAGCAUUCGGCCGACACCAUUUUAGAAACGAAGCAUCUUAUUCUUUUGUAUUCGAGGAUUACAAUUGUACCGUGGAGUUCUUUGUGUCGCCAUUUCUAGUUCAAGAAUUUGAAACGCCGGAUAGAAAUGGAUCGACCAAGGAAACUCUUCGGCUUGACAUAAUUGGGAGGUCUGCUAGCCAUUAUAAGAAUGCUGACUUCAUAAUCUUCAACACCGGACACUGGUGGACUCAUGAGAAGACAUCGAAAGGGGAAGACUAUUAUCAAGAAGGUAGCCACUUGUAUCAUGAAUUGAAUGUUAUUGAGGCUUUCCGGAGAGCUCUAACGACUUGGGCCAGAUGGGUCGACAAAAAUAUAAAUCCGGCCAAGACCCUAGUUUUCUUCAGAGGUUAUUCAGCCUCUCAUUUCAGUGGUGGGCAGUGGAAUUCCGGUGGGCAAUGCGACCACGAAACCGAGCCCAUUAAGAACGAAACCUACCUGAAGGAAUAUCCGCCAAAGAUGAUGGUGCUGGAGAGAGUGUUGAAAGGGAUGCGCACCCAUGUCUCUUAUUUGAACAUCACAAGGCUGACGGAUUACAGGAAGGACGGCCACCCGUCGAUGUACCGGAAGCAAAACCUGUCCCAACAGGAGAGGAGAUCGCCGUUGAUGUUCCAGGACUGCAGCCACUGGUGCCUGCCGGGCGUGCCUGACUCAUGGAAUGAAAUUCUAUAUGCAGAGCUCUUGAGAAGACAACACCAGAAAGUGCAACAACUGAAGAGACCAUAAGGUACACAAGCUCUCAUAGAAUGCCUCGAAUAAUUCAUGGAUACACCUGCAUCGUAUGGUUCCUCCUUGUUUCCUGGAGAUAUAAAACCGAACCAACCAACCAACCAUCCCGGAGAAGAUCCAGGGUAGAGUGUUCUUGUAGUAUAAAUUACGAUAAAUAGAACCCAAAAAAAAAAAAAAAGGUCGUCGUUACUCGAGGGAGAGAGAUACGCACGUUUCAAAUUGUAUAUCGUCGUUUUUACUAGAAUGAGAGAUUAUCGAAAGGGUUUUGGUUUUGGUUGUUGCCCCCAUAUAUACUCUUUGAAGCCUUAAUUUAAGGGCUUGAAGAUUGUAAAUUGUCAUUUGUUUUGUUGGCUUAGCAAUAAAAGAACAAUAGAAUGCUCAUCUAUC
This is a messenger RNA of Diospyros lotus (date-plum), 2511 nucleotides long. RefSeq names its product protein trichome birefringence-like. Lineage: Eukaryota; Viridiplantae; Streptophyta; Magnoliopsida; Ericales; Ebenaceae. The record is from RefSeq and is a predicted model, not a curated record. The transcript has 5 exons. Gene Ontology annotation, cellular component: Golgi apparatus. Gene Ontology annotation, molecular function: O-acetyltransferase activity. Bases 94 to 2121 code for a protein of 675 amino acids.